AACAAAUAUCCGCACGUGCGCAGACGUUAAUUAUGGAUUAAAAAUUAAUGACAGAUGUCAAAAAUUGUGAUAAUAGAAAAACAUUUUUCAUGGAUAAAAGUGUAUUUGAAUUAACAAUAUAAUAAUGAAGGAGUUAAAUAAGAAAAAUCUCUUGAAUUUAGAGUGGAGUUUUUCAUGACAAUUGUUUUAUAUAAAAAAAAAAUUGAAUUAGUCAAUGAACAAGAAUAUUCUUAACCUGGUGGCGUAUAUUUUGAUGGAAUAAAAUCUAAAAGAAUUUAAAAAAAAAUAAAUAUCAAAAAUGAUAGAACCAACAAACGAAAUGUUAAAGUCCAAUGAAAAUGAUGAUUUUUAUAAUUCCGAUGAAAGUGAAAAACCUUGUGGCGAAAGAUGGGCUCCUGUUGGUGCCAAUGAUGGUGAUGAAUUUAAGGAUGAAUUUAAAGAGGUCUUUAAAGACGAUUACAAGUAUUAUCAUUCUAUGGAAAAUUUGCCUUAUGAAUUGGAAAGGCUGAGAAUUUUGGAAGAAGAACAAGAAACACUAAAUUCGUCAUUAAUUGCAUUAACUACUCAUUUUGCUCAGGUUCAAUUUCGGCUUCGUCAAAUUGUUGAUGCACCAACUGAGAAAAAAGAAAGCUUGCUCAAAGAAUUGGAAGAAUUUGCAUUUCGUGGUAUUCCUGAUGUUCCAAAUAAUCUAAAAAUUAGUAGCAGCAGAUCAUCGACUCCUUCUUCUGAUAGACAAAGUAAUUCGGGUGAAUUGAAAGAUAGUGAACUUGAAUCGAAAAUGGCACUGCAACGAUCCAAACAAAAAGAAUUAAUAACCCAAUUAAAAACACAACUUGAAGAUUUGGAAAAAUAUGCAUACGAAACGGGCGAUGCCGAUUUACCUCAAAGUGUUGUUCUUGAACGACAAAAUAUUGUCAUCAAUCAUCUCAAGGAAAAAUUAAACUUUGACGUUGAUGAUCUUUGUAAAUUGCCACUCGAUGAUUUGAGAUGGCAAGUUGACUGUGCAAUUAGUCAGAUCGUCAGUCCAUUAAAAAUGAAAGAACAAUUAGUGGGUCAAUUAAAAACACAAAUCGCAGAUCUCGAACGAUUCAUCAAUUAUCUCCAAGGUGAAAUUAGUACAGAAACAUUAGCGUGCACUUGCGCUUGUCCAGUUCACACGCAUGGAACAACAGCCGCCUCAUCGUCAACAGCAUCAUUUUCUAAACAAUCAUCAUUUCAUAAGAAAACAAUUGGCGAUGAUAAACAAACAGAGAGCUUAAAUACAGUGCGUAAAGUUUUGAUGCUUUUACAUAUGUACGUUUUAUCUCAACUUGGCUGCAGUAGUGAAAGAUCGAAACGUAAUUUCAAAAAAAAGAAUGUAUGCAGUUGGCGCGAUUUGCGAACACGACUUGAUAUUGCAGUGGAAAAUAUUCUCGAGUGUCUAGCUGAAAAUUUACAUCAUCAACAUCGUCAUAAUAAUGAAGAAUUUGUAAAUGAUGUAGAAUAUUCAUCGGAUUCGGAUUCACCUAUUUCGCAGAAUAAUAUAAAAAUUACUUCGGCGGUGAGAAAAUAUUUGGCUAUUGCUAUUCGUGAUUUAAUGCAACAUGGAUCGAGUAUCGAUGUUCAUGUGAAUAGUGUUGUACCAUUUGUUGGAUGCUUUCCACAAAGAAGUCAAAAUAGUCCAGCGACUAGUAAUUCUAUGCACGCAUGGCUAAUUAUUUUGAAAUAUUACGAAAUUAAAAAUGGACAACGUUAUAAUUCUGCGCCAGCACAAAAACUCUCACAAAGCUUUAAUCUUGAUCUCGUUGGAAGUAGGCCCGUCUCAUCUAAGCAGAGUUUAUUAGUAACCAUCGGUAACAUAAUUGCAUCUCACACUCCAUAUAAAAGAAGUUAUGAUACACAUUUCAAGGCUUUCAUCUGUGCAUCAUUGAACGCCAAUAAACUAGUUGUGUGGUUAAAAUUGAUUCUGCAAUGUCAAUAUUUAUUAGAAAAUCAUUAUAUGUCUUGGAGUUAUGUCAUAAAAACUGGUUUUCAAGACGCUUUUCACACUCUCGAUCGACUUACAAAUCAUAAAUUUGAUUUGCCCGUCGAUUUGGCCAUAAAACAAUUUCAGAAUAUCAAAGAUGCCUUCUAAAGAAAGAAAAACGUCCUUCUACAAUUUUUGUUUAAUUUACUAGUCAAUCCACGUAAGUGAUUCAAUAAUGACUGCUUUUUUUCUUUUUUUCUUUUGUAUUCUAUAUUUUUUUGUCUCUUAAAUACGUAUAUAAAAAAAGAAACAUGCACAGUGCAUAUAAACAGAAUAAAAUAUUUAACUUUCUGGAAUAUAUUUAUAUAAAUAUAUAUAUAUAUAUAUUACAAGUUGAGAAUAAUUACUUCGUAUACAUUCGAAGAAAUAUUUAAGAAAAAAAAUGUUAAUCAAUGGGAAAAAAUAUGUAUGACUUCGUAUUUCUACUACUGAAUCUCAACUUUUAUUUUUACAUGAAAAAUGCUUCUAUACUUUUGUUUAAGAGAAAGAACGAAUAAUUUUUUUUUUUAAUUAUUCCCUCCUUUAAAAUUAUUUUACUGGGAAUGUUUUGAGAGACAUGUUUUCUAAUGAACAAAGUAUUUCGUAGUUCGCUUUAGGUAGAUUUUAAUUAUUCAUAUACAAAAAAAAGAACGAAAGUGCUUUAAGAAUUUAAUUAGUAAAAAUUAGAAGAGUAUUUAUAUUGCGUCUUGUUAAAAAUUAAUGAUAAUUUUUAAUAUCCCAAUGUUUUUUGUGUCUGAAUUUGAAAUAGUGCAAAAUUCAGACACUACAUUUUUGAUUAAAAAAUGUAAUGUUUCUCUAUAUUAUAUAUAUUUAAAUUGUUUAAUUUGUUUGUUAAGUUUUAAGACGUACUUAUUGUCCAAAAUCUAGUUAUUGAAGAAUCUAUAGUGAAUGUAAAUUAAGUUAUUAAUUUUAAUGAAUUAGUAAUAUUAUAAUAUGUAUAUUUAUGCCAGUUUUAAAUAUUUUAAGUAUUUUUAACAUUUAAUAUUAUUUUCUAACUUUGCUGAUCUCUACGAACUCAAUUUUUCAAUGUAACUCGUAAAAAGAAAGCUAACUUUUUUGCAAAAUGUAAACUUUUAAUCACAAACUAAACAAAUGUUACCAGUGUUGAAUGUUCAUAAAAUACUUUUAAAUGUUAAUUUUCAAAAUGACAUUAAAUUUAAACUAAUGAAGUUUUUACAAAAGCUUUUGAAUAUAUCAUUAGUAUUUAUACGCGAGAGAAUUUUAGGAUAUUUAAAUUGAAUUAGUUAUUAAAAGCAAAAAUAAAAUUAUUAAUUGAAGCCAAAAAUUAACGAUAAUAAGUAUUUUUAGUUAAAAAAAAUUGAAUAUUAUUUCAUUUUUUGUUUUAUUUUACAAUUACAAAAAAAUCUACAUAUCCAAAGAAAAAUAUCGUUAAAUUAAAGUCAAAUAUGAUAUUUUUAUCAGUGAAAUUAAAAUCGUGUUUGCAAUUUUUUUGAUCAAGAUUGUUUGUUUUCAUUUAUAUUAAUUUAUUACAAAACAAGAAUUAUAUAUGACACUUGUUCUCAUAGCACUUAAAAAACAUGUAAUAAAUAUUACACAAAAAAUGUGUAAAAUGAAUCAUAUAUAAAUAAAAAUAAUAUAAAACACAGUGUAUAGUGAUGUUAUCAGGAACGAUUAAAAAUAUUUUUGCAACAAAUGUAGCAAUAGUUUGCAAAUAUUAUCGCAUGAUAAAGAGAAUUAUUUACUGUUUUUUGAAGGAUUAUAUAUAAAAGAAAAUGUUUAAGUUUUCAAAGAAACUUGCAUAAAAAUUGUCUUCGUAAUUUUAUUAGCAAUUUAAUCUUCAAUUUAUAUUAAAAUUGAAAAAAAUAUUAUCAUUUCAUUUAAUAAUAAUUAGUCAUAUGCUUUCUAAGAAUCGAUAUAGAUUUUUAUUUUUCGUUUAAUAAAAAGCAUGAAAAAAAAUAAUAGAUGAAAUGUUGAAUUUUGGCUUUUAUAAUUUUAUGAUAAAGAGAUGAUCUCGAAAUGGCUUUUAGGAUAAAUCGGACUGAACCGAUACGUGUCAAAUGCACGUUCUAUGUACACAUAUAAUCACCGAACCAAAUAUUUGUAAUAUAAUUUUAUUUUAAGGUGAAAAUAAAUUGUACCAAGAUACAAUAGCAAUUAA
Leptopilina boulardi is the source of this 4124-nucleotide messenger RNA. Its product is annotated as RUN domain-containing protein 1. The transcript has 9 exons. The coding region runs from base 299 to 2113 and encodes 604 amino acids. NCBI's taxonomy places the organism in Eukaryota, Metazoa, Arthropoda, Insecta, Hymenoptera, Figitidae. The record is from RefSeq and is a predicted model, not a curated record.